AUGUACCUUUUUUUUGAGGGAUUUAGGUUACUUGAAGAGUUGAAGAAUUGGGUUUACAAAAGAGAAAUUGCGAAAGGUUACGUCGUUGUGACCCAACGAAUGAUAACAAAAGGCAAAGGUUCAUCAGCAAGGACAGUGAAGAUAUGGUUGCAAUGCGAUCGUGGCGGCGAACCCAAAAGUAAAGCAACAGUUCAGCAUUCCGGUAGCAAAAAGGUUGGCUGUCCUUUUAGACUGAUAGGGAAACUAGACUCAAGUAGUGGUAAUUGGAGCCUAGUGGAGAAGAAAAACAUUCAUAACCAUGAGCCUGCUGAAUUUCUCGAGGGCCACGCGUUUGCUAGAAGGCUGACCCCGGAUGAAGAAUCACUGGUGGAAAGACUUUAUCUGCAAACCAUGGAGCCUACAGAUAUACAUUUAACCAUAAGAAAACAAAACCCACACAGCGUGUGCAUUCUACAGACGUACAAAACAUGA
Messenger RNA from Helianthus annuus (common sunflower), 471 nucleotides. RefSeq lists its product as uncharacterized. NCBI's taxonomy places the organism in Eukaryota, Viridiplantae, Streptophyta, Magnoliopsida, Asterales, Asteraceae. The record is from RefSeq and is a predicted model, not a curated record. The transcript has a single exon. The coding region runs from base 1 to 471 and encodes 156 amino acids.